Molecule: messenger RNA, 1356 nt
Organism: Styela clava
Lineage: Eukaryota; Metazoa; Chordata; Ascidiacea; Stolidobranchia; Styelidae
Product: galactose mutarotase-like
Biological process (GO): beta-D-galactose catabolic process via UDP-galactose, Leloir pathway; glucose metabolic process
Molecular function (GO): aldose 1-epimerase activity; carbohydrate binding
Source: RefSeq, a predicted model, not a curated record
UGAUUCCCAAAGCGGUAAUUCUAGUCUGGUCAGGCGGGCAGUGUAACAAUUGCGUGUCGCUGAUAUAAAGGGUAAUGGUUUGAUAGCUGAUAUUGGUUAAUAAUUACAAAUAUCGCGACUAAAGAAAGUUUGCUACCGGCAUGUGAAGCAUUGUGCAACGCCAUUUCGCCAUGGCUACACAAAUAUCGACUUCACCUUUUGGUAUAACACUGGAUGGAUCUAAAAAAGCUACGAAGUAUAUAUUGAAGUCUUCUACAGUAGAAUUGAGCUUGACGGAUUAUGGAGCAACAAUAACCUCUAUUAAAUUUGCCGAUAAAAAUGGAGUCGUAGAUGAUGUUGUGACUGGGUAUGACGAUGUGCAAGGGUACGAAAAAUAUAGCAGAUACUUCGGCUGCUCGGUUGGUCGCGUCUGCAAUCGAAUUGCGAACGGAAAGUUUACCCUGAAUGGAACGGACUACAGUUUACCAAUCAACAAUCCACCAAACAGCUUACAUGGCGGAAUAGUUGGAUUUGAUAAGAAAAUCUGGGAAGCAGAAAUACAGAAGUCUGCCGUAGUGUUCAAAUUGAUGAGCAAAGAUGGAGAGGAAGGUUUUCCUGGCACAGUACAUGCAACUGCAAGAUAUGAAUUGAACGAAUCAGAGUUACUGCUUCAAUAUACUGCAACGACAGAUAAAUUUACGAUUGUUAAUAUGACAAAUCAUAGUUACUUCAACCUUGCUGGCCAUGAGAAAUGGAACAAAAUUUACGAUCACAAAGUAAUGAUCAAUGCAGAUCAGAUGACUCCAUUUACUGAAAGUUCGAUCCCAACAGGUGAGAUUAAAGAUGUGGAAGGAACUAUAUUUGAUCUUCGAAAGCCUGAACUCAUGACGCAAGAAAGACUGGAUAAAGUUCCAAAUGGAUAUGACAAUAACUUCUGUUUAUCACGGAAUGGAGAACGAAGACUUGCAGCUAGAGUGGAGCAUGGACCGAGUGGUCGCGUGAUGGAGGUAGAGACCACUCAACCUGGGAUACAAUUUUACACGGCAAACUUUCUCAGCAAUGAACCUAAAAGAAACGGCCAAGGAACUUAUGGAAAACAAAGCUGUUUGUGUUUGGAAACGCAAAAUUAUCCGGAUGCUAUAAAUCACAUCGGUAAAUUUCCAAACGCAAUUUUGAAACCAGGAGAAGUAUAUGAUCAGAAGACCUGGUACACCUUCACUACCGUACAGUGAUGGCAUGACUACUUCGUCUGUGGAGAAAUGUAACAAGCCUUUAUUAAUGGUCCUGAAGCAUAAUCACAAUUUUGUUUAAAAUUUGCAAUUGAUCUUGUGCAGUAUUUUUUGCUAAUUUAAUCAUAUAAGACAAUGAUUACGUGCA